UUUAACCCGAAGAAAUUCUCAAAAUAAUAAGCAAACAAAAGACAAAGUUGCUGGAAAUACACCAAGAAUAUAUUCAUAGAAAUCAUAUUCAAUGUCUUCCAAAACUUCAACACUCACACGCUCCCUGCCGCCAAAGACAAUCAAGUCAUCCGAACGAGAAAGACGCCAGAACGAUGAACUCGCAGAAACCAAAAAGGCACUUCAAUUAUCAGAGGCAAAAAACAGUGCAUGUAAUGUUCGACUAGCCAAGUGGAAAAAAAUUGCCCUUGAUGCUGAACGUAGUAGUUCAUUAAAAAUGACUGAUUAUGAAAACAAACUAAAGAAGGAUUAUGAGGCACAACUAGAGGAAAUCGAAGCCCAAUUCAGCGCACGAUCUAAAGAAGCUGCGGAAACGAUUGAACGCCUUGAAGACACAAACAAGAAGCUCAAAAAGGAGAUUGCAUUACUGAAGAUGAAAGAUAAUAAAAAGAUACUUCCUCCUACUCCUCCGGCUUCUGCUACCAGUGCUGCUAGUGUUGCUGCUGAGCCUUCUCGGGUUAUCUUUCGUCGGGCAACAGUACAAACCGAUCAAUCACUUCAAACAGUUCCUCCUCCUGUGCAUGUGAGCCGGGCAAAAUCCAAUGCAUUGGUAUUCAGUAUAAAUGAUACGGUUCGAGCUAUCGAAGACGAGUUGCGAUCACACCGUCGUAGACCGACUGAUGAAACAAACUCUAAAUUGUGCGACAAGGACGAAACGCUUGUACCAACCAGGUCGCAAUCGCCAAUCAGCAACACUGUCCUACCCGAGCCUAUCAACCACAACCACAACCACAACCACAACAACUACUCCAGCUCCAGCUCCAGCUCCAGCUCCAACUCCCAUGUACCGAGCCAGCGCCAUCUGCGCAACCUUGGCCACGAGGCAGUUGUCCCACGUUCCAACAUCGAUCUCGGCCGCAACAGCUACUCUUCUUCCAACACCACCAACACAUCCGUCUACUCUACCACUUCUACCAUCAACUCUACCGCCAGCCCUCCUAAUCGCAGCAGUCAUGGCAGCUAUGCUAGCUAUGGCGCCAAUAGCACUAAUGGCAGCACAUCCACCAGAUCAUCCGUCUCUUCAGCUUCAGCUUCAUAUUCAUACUCUAGACCUCCCCGUUCUCGUACCCUAGAGCAUCUCAGCCGGACUCUGCCUGAGGUAUUCAGAAAGCGCGGCAGCCAACCCAUCACAUCAUCGUCUCUUCGUCCUACCAGCACCACUGCCUCGACUCCCUCCCAAUCUCCAUCCACACGCCAUUCGUACAACAACGAACUCUACACUUCUCCCGGCACCCCUCAAUUCGGCCACUCUCCCUCCACAAGCAGCAGCUUCAGCAGCAGUUACGCUUCCUCGGAAACCUCGGCAGACUUUGGCCAGCAGAAAUAUCACAUCAACGUCCACCCCCAUUGCGACCCACGUUGGCUCUAUGGUGAUACUCUCACAGACGAUCCUGUGUCCAUUUCACCCGACGACAACUAUGACUAUUAUUACAAGAAUGGAUACCAAGAAGAAAAUGAUGAUGAUGACCUCAAAUCUUCCCAACCAUUGUCCCACCAACUACGGGAUUCCAUUCUCGAUACACUCCUUUCACAAGGCAAUUACAAAUAAUCCAUUUCUAUUAACAAAUACCAACACCCCCC
Phycomyces blakesleeanus NRRL 1555(-) is the source of this 1659-nucleotide messenger RNA. RefSeq lists its product as hypothetical. The record is from RefSeq and is a predicted model, not a curated record. The transcript has 6 exons. The coding region runs from base 92 to 1627 and encodes 511 amino acids. Lineage: Eukaryota; Fungi; Mucoromycota; Mucoromycetes; Mucorales; Phycomycetaceae.